Molecule: messenger RNA, 2163 nt
Organism: Hippocampus comes (tiger tail seahorse)
Lineage: Eukaryota; Metazoa; Chordata; Actinopteri; Syngnathiformes; Syngnathidae
Gene: wdr93
Product: WD repeat domain 93
Exons: 16
Coding region: 308-1936 (542 amino acids)
Biological process (GO): electron transport chain
Cellular component (GO): respiratory chain complex I
Molecular function (GO): protein binding
Source: RefSeq, a predicted model, not a curated record
CGAAACUACAGUACGUCGUUUCCAUGGAAACGCUGUUGUCAAGACGACAAGGACGCGAGCACACAAAAUCUUAGUUCAAUUCUAAUUUGUUUAGAAGUUCUUCAAGCGUCGUCUCAAUUCGCAGGCGACCGUUUUCAAUUCUACACUUUAAUAAUCUGUUUUAAAAGGACACCACAAAUUGGUAAGUAAACAAGCGGUUCAUUAAAACCAGCGAGCGUAGCAAUAAAUGGCGUUAUGCUACGUACUUAUGUUUAGCUUCAUGUUUUCAACAGUUGGCAUUAGCUAACGCAACUUUACAGGGUUGUCCAUGUAUAACAGAAAAGGUUCAACAGAGUCAGAAAUGACGGCUGCUGCCAGUGCGAGGAAAUUCAUAAAGAAACCAGCCACGUACCACUUGACCAUUGCCACACAGCUUCCAGAGAACACCAAUUGCCUGGCCUCUUCAGAUGACGGCACAUACCUUAGCCUGGGUCACUCUGGCGGCUUUUCUGUGUGGCAUGCGAGUAGUCUGAGCAGUGAGUCCGAGUGGCUGCAAGACAGACUCGAGAUUACUUCCAUUCACAUGACCCGCACCAGUGAAACUGUCUAUUUGCUCGGCACGAUUGACGAUAUGGGUGUUGCCAGAGUCUUCGUGUAUAACUUAGAAGGCAUUUAUCCCUUUAGUGUUAUUAACUUGCUGGAUGAUAUAAACAAGAGAAGUGUUUGCUUGUCCUUUGAAAUAUCUAAAGGAGGCGAACAUGGCGCUAUAAUAAUGAGGUGCAAUAGUGAAAUUUGGCUCGAAAUCUAUUACUUUCCCAUCCAGGACUGGCUGAGAGAGUUAAAGGAUCCCAAAAUUUCAGCGAACAUGAAAUGGUCGCCUGCUGUUCGUGUCAAUAGAGUCAAUCCAUCAACAGCUGCAACCGCGACAGAGUUCACCACCAUCUUGUCUCACUUCUUAGUUUUGGAUGAAACGAGCGAGCCGCCGAGACAAUGCACUCCACACUUUCUUCUGCGCUGUGGUCAAAAUUGUGAAAAGAAUAAAGCAAAGCCAGGAUCCCCGCACGCUGUUUGUUUUUGGUGGAACGGAAGUUACAAUCUUCUCUACCUGACACUAUCCAAAACUCCAAAGGCCAAACAAGAUCCUGAACCGUCCCCAUUGGUGCUGUGGCCCAACGCAGCUGAAAUCAUCUGCUCCGCCGUCAGUCGAUGCACUCGUUUCAUUGCGCUUGGCCUCAGCAAUGAUUUGCUGUGUGUCUGGGACAGGCUGUCUGGCUCUCCGUUGUCCAUCUCCGGAGUCUCAACAGACAGUGCCUUCCUCAGGCUGCAAUUUGUGGAUUACUGGCCUGCGUGCCCCGAUAAUACCCAGGCUUUAAUCGCGGGUGAAAUCCACCUUGUGACGCUUUGCGAGAGCGGAGCCGUUCACGUCAUAAGCACGGGCCGAGGAGCAGCAACCCGCACUGAGCAGCUCUCUCCAAGGCCAAAAGACUGUGGCGACCUGCCGACCGUUAUUGCAUCAGUGUCCUUCCUUCAGGGCCUGUCACUGGUGGUGCGCCGAAAUGGGAAAAUGUUCCUGCAAGAUGUCGUCAACACAGCCACGGUGUGCGUCUUGAGCCUUCCUGCUCAUCAUCAGCUGGCUACCCCCUGCAAUCCCAUCUAUUCUCUGAAUGUCAAUCAGCGAAUUCUCUUCAUACGAGCUGACCAGCAGCCUAUCCCUGGCACUUCCUCCCUCGACGACCAUCAUCAGAGUCAACUACUCAUGCUGCGUUUUGAUGAGCAUGACGCCAUCAAGCCGUAUAUUGUUUCAUAUCCAGAAUCUCCGUGGCAACAAAAAACAAGCGUAGUGACCGGAGAGGAUGCCUGCAACUUGUAUCUCCAGCAAAGAGCGCUGUCAAUGGAUGAGAGGCACAAAGCUAUAACGCAGACUUGGAAGCGACUGCGGUGUGCCACCACCACAUAAAAGCGUAAUGGACAGCAAGUCAUUUCUAUUUUACUCAGAUGUGACAUUUUCAUGGGAACCAGACAUAUAGUUGUAACUUUGACUUACUAAUUGAAUUGCUUCCAGGACCAAGCUUGCAACUCAAUUUACUUCUUCUGUAUAGCAAAUCCAUUUUUCCCCCCUUCAAAUGAACUGUCAUGCCAUUAAUCUGUUCCAGCCCAUAUUUCUUUUAAGAUAGCUCUGGUUUA